AUGGCAGCCGGGGAUCCCCUGCACGACCUCUGCGAGGAAGCCUCUUGCUCCAUCUGCCUGGACUAUUUCAACGACCCUGUCAUGAUUGCCGAGUGUGGCCACAGUUUCUGCCGAGGCUGCCUGACCCGCAGCUGGGAGCGGUCGGGGGCCACCGAGCCUGCCUGCCCCCAGUGCAGAGGAAGGGCUCAGCCAAGCAGCCUCCGCCCCAAGCAGCUGGCCAACUUUGUGGAAAUAGCCGAGAGAGUCGCUCUGCAAGAGGCCGCAGUGGCAGCUGGAAAAGGGAGAGUUUGCCAGAAGCACCAGGAGCCCCUGAAGCUCUUCUGCAAGGACGAUGAAGCCCUCAUCUGCGUGGUCUGUGACCGAUCCAAGGAGCACAGAGAUCACGAAGUCCUUCCUCUUGAGGAGGCCUCCCAAGAGUACAAGGAUCAGUUCUGCAACUGUCUGGAGAUUCUGAAGAAGGAGAGAGAGAGAAUUGUGGCGUAUAAAGGAGACAUUGAGAGGGAAAGCCAAGACUUGCUUAAACAAACCCAAGGAGAGAAGCAAGAGGCAGUAGCAAAGUUCAGGCAACUGCACAUGUUUCUGGAGGAACAAGAGAAGCUUUUGCUGGCCCAGAUGGAAGAGGUGGAGAUGGAGGUGGCAAAGAAAAGGGACCAGCACCUGGCCGAACUCUCUGAGGCCCUCUCCUCUCUCGAAAGCCUCAUCCGGGAGAUGGAAGAGAAGUGUCAGCUGCCAGCCAGUGAUCUCCUGCAGGAUGCCAGAAGCACCUUGCAGAAGUAUGAAGAAAAGGAGUCAUUUGAGAAUCCAGUGGAUUUUCCACUUGCCCUGAAGUGGCACAUCUGGUACUUCUCAUAUUUCAGUCCCCCUUUGGAGGUCAUCAAGAGGCAAUUCAAAGACACUCUGGAUUCUGGACUUCAUCUGCAGAAAGCAAAUGUGACUCUGGAUCCAGACACAGCCCAUUCAUGGCUCAUCCUGUCUGAGGGUCAGAAAAGCGUGAGAGAAGGAGAAAAACCUCAAGCUCUGCCCAGAGGUCCGGAGAGAUUUGAGAUGUAUACUGCUGUGCUGGGCCGUGAGGGAUUCACAGGAGGCUGCCAUUUCUGGGAAGUCCUUGUGGGAAGUGAGGAAAGCUGGAUUGUGGGGGUGGCCAGAAAGUCUGUGAGGAGGAAGGGAGGCCUCACUUUUACUCCUGAGGAAGGGAUCUGGGCUGUGGGGAAGUGGUCAGGGAUGCACAGGGCUUAUAUAAAAGAACAUUACCCUCCCCUGACUGUGACUGGGGAGCUGAAGAGGAUCCGAGUAUGCCUGAGCUAUGCUGGGGGUCGAGUGGCCUUUUUUGAUGCUGACCGAGCAGCCCUUCUCUAUGAGUUCUCUGGAGCCUCCUUCCGUGGAGAGACUCUCUUGCCCUACUUUUGGGUGUAUAAAAAAGGCCACCUCAAAAAGAUAGAGCAGGAGGCCAACUGCCCCAUCUGCCUGGAGUUCCUGAUGGACCCCGUGGUCCUGGACUGUGGGCACAGCUUCUGCCAGGCCUGCAUCACCGACUACUGUGAGAAAUGGGAGACUCUGGGAGACUUGGAGUGUCCUGUCUGCAAAUUCAAGUUCCAGAAAGGGGCUUUCCGCCGAAACUGGCAGCUGAGAAACAUAGUAAAAAAAAUUAAACUAAUGUCAGAAAGUUCAAGAAAAGGUCUUUGCUUGAGACACCAGGAAAAACUCCACUUCUUCUGCAAAGAGGAUGAAAAAUUGGUGUGUGCUGUCUGUGAGCGACUCCCAGAACACAAAGGACACACAAUACUUCCCCUGGAAGUGGCUGCUCAGAAAUACAAGGAUCAGUUCCGCAACUGUCUGGAGAUCCUGGAAAAGGAGAGAGAGAGAAUUGUGGCGUAUAAAGGAGACAUUGAGAGGGAAAGCCAAGACUUGCUUGAACAAACCCAAGGAGAGAAGCAAGAGGCAGUAGCAAAGUUCAGGCAACUGCACAUGUUUCUGGAGGAACAAGAGAAGCUUUUGCUGGCCCAGAUGGAAGAGGUGGAGAUGGAGGUGGCAAAGAAAAGGGACCAGCACCUGGCCGCACUCUCUGAGGCCCUCUCCUCUCUCAAAAGCCUCAUCCGGGAGAUGGAAGAGAAGUGUCAGCAGCCAGCCAGUGAUCUCCUGCAGGAUGUCCGAAGCACCUUGCAGAGGUGUGAAGAAAAGAAGACGUUUGAAAAUCCAGUGACUUUUCCUCCUGCGUUGAAGUGGAGGAUCUGGGACAUUCUUGACGUCAGUCACUUUCUGGAGGGUGUCAUGAAGCAAUUGAAAGACACUCUGGAUUCUGGACUUCAUCUGCAGAAAGCAAAUGUGACUCUGGAUCCAGACAUGGCCAAUCGAUGGCUCAUCCUGUCUGAGGGUCAGAAAAGCAUGCGAGUGGGAGAAAAACUUCAAGCUCUGCCCACCAGUCCUGAGAGAUUUGAGAAGACUAUUGCUGUGCUGGGCCGUGAGGGAUUCACAGGAGGCCGCCAUUUCUGGGAGGUCCUUGUGGGAAGUGAGGAAAACUGGGCUGUGGGGGUGGCCAGAAAGUCUGUGAAGAGGAAGGGAGACCUCCCUUUUACUCCUGAGGAAGGGAUCUGGGCUGUGGGGAAGUGGGCAGGGAUGCACAGGGUUGGUAUAAAAGCUUACCCUCCCCUGACUGUGAGUGGGGAGCUGAAGAGGAUCCGAGUGUGCCUGAACUAUGCUGGGGGUCGAGUGGCCUUUUUUGAUGCUGACCGAGCAGCCCUUCUCUACGAGUUCUCUGGAGCCAUUUUCUCUGGAGAGACCCUCCUGCCCUUCUUUUGGUUGGGACAAAACGGCUACCUAAAAAAUCUCUUCCUAGGACUUUUUCUUGACACCAGGACCAUCAGGGAUAUUAUUUCUCCAUACCUGUAAAGACCUCUCCUGUCUAGGGUUGCCAGGUCUGUGUUGGAAAACACCUGGAAACUUUGGGAGGUAGAUCUGGGAGAGGGCGGGGUUUGGGGAGGGGAGGGGACUCAGCAUGCUACAGUCCCAUAGCGUCCAUGCUCCAAAGCAGCCAUUUUCUCCAGGGGGACUGAUCUCUGCCAGCUGGAGAUCAGUUGUAAAAGUGGGAGAUCUCCAGGCCCCACCUGGAAGCUGGCAACCCCACUCCUGUCUCCAGCCACCAAAACUGACAUUUCCCCCUCCAUUUCCCAACAUUCCUCCCCCCCACCUUUCGUAUCUUCUUAAACUGACAGUAAUGCCUUUCCCAUUGUACAAGAUGCAGGAGAGCUCUGAACAGACCCCCCCUCCCAUCUCUCCAGCCUUCAUUCUCCUCAAGCACAAGAGAGGAAUUGCUACAGAGGAAGAAGAGGCCCUGCAUGUUUCGGUUACUCAGUUUCAGUUUGCUUUAUUACGGUCCAUGACCAAAUACACAGCACAAUGCAGGCCAACAACAACCACAUAAAAAUGGUAAAAACCAAGAUGGACCUAAAUAGGUGAAACGUAAGAUAUUUAAAAAAUAAAUGCGAAAAUAAAAUAUAGGACAUUAGUAUGAAUGAUGAGAUAUGACAGAUAAUACAAUAGUGGUCAAACAUCUUCUAGCUUAAUAAAUAUAGUGCAUAUAAUAAAAAAUUUAAAAAUUAUACAGCUCCAGAAAAAUAUUAACUAGAAUACACUGGUUAAAAAUACAAUCUGUUACCUCGACAUUAACUUGUAAGAACCAUAAAAUGCAAGUUGAUUGCAUGGGAACAAAAUUUGGCAACUUUAUGCAUGGUCUCUGUAUUUAUAUCAGUUUCAGUAGCAUUUGUGAUGGUAUACAAAGUACUCAGGCAUUUAAGAAAAGAUAAAAUACAAGCUUGGAAAUAUUCAAAAAACAGUCAGUUCAAGACCCCUUCUUUACAUAAUCCUCACGAAUUCUCCUAGCUGCCGCCAUAAAUUUGGCACAAUUAAUUGUGAAUUGGGGGUUAAAACCUGAUAACAGCGUAUUUCUGAUUUUGAAAUCAGAAAACCCGAGACAUCCCUCCAACAAAGAAUAAAUGUACCUGGCUCAUAUGCCAGGGUAUAGGCCACACCCAAACAAAACAUGGUCAAUCGUUUCAAUCAACAAAACAUGGUCAAUCGUUAUCUGCACCACAAGGACAAAGCCGCUCAGCCUUAG
Heteronotia binoei (common prickly gecko) is the source of this 4111-nucleotide messenger RNA. RefSeq lists its product as uncharacterized. Gene Ontology annotation, molecular function: protein binding; zinc ion binding. NCBI's taxonomy places the organism in Eukaryota, Metazoa, Chordata, Lepidosauria, Squamata, Gekkonidae. The record is from RefSeq and is a predicted model, not a curated record.